Molecule: messenger RNA, 1064 nt
Organism: Leguminivora glycinivorella
Lineage: Eukaryota; Metazoa; Arthropoda; Insecta; Lepidoptera; Tortricidae
Gene: RpL5
Product: 60S ribosomal protein L5
Exons: 7
Coding region: 128-1024 (298 amino acids)
Biological process (GO): translation; ribosomal large subunit assembly
Cellular component (GO): ribosome; cytosolic large ribosomal subunit
Molecular function (GO): structural constituent of ribosome; 5S rRNA binding
Source: RefSeq, a predicted model, not a curated record
GUCAUGUCAUAAGCUGGCAACUUUUGAAAGAAUUGUCAGUGGUGGUGGACGUGUUUAAAAAAGCUUUCUUUUCCGGUGGUGUUCUUGAAGCGAAUACCACUGUCGCGGACUUUUAGUUUAAUUAAAAAUGGGUUUCGUGAAAGUGGUGAAGAAUAAGCAGUACUUCAAGAGAUUCCAAGUUAAAUUCAAGAGGCGUCGUGAGGGAAAAACCGACUACUAUGCCCGCAAGCGUCUCAUCGUUCAGGACAAGAACAAGUACAACACCCCCAAGUACCGUCUGAUCGUCCGUCUGUCCAACAAGGAUGUGACCUGCCAGGUUGCCUACUCUCGUAUUGAGGGAGACCACAUUGUAUGCGCCGCAUACUCCCACGAACUGCCGCGUUAUGGCGUCAAGGUCGGUCUUACAAACUAUGCUGCCUCCUACUGCACUGGUCUGUUGCUGGCUCGACGACUGCUGCAGAGGCUAGGCCUCGAUUCCCUGUAUGUGGGUGCCACACAAGUCACUGGUGAUGAAUUCCAUGUCCCAGAGUCCAGUGGACCCAGUGCUUUCAGAUGUUACCUGGAUGUGGGUCUGGCUCGCACCACCACUGGUGCAAGAGUGUUUGGAGCCAUGAAGGGUGCUGUUGAUGGUGGCCUGAAUGUACCUCACUCAGUCAAAAGAUUCCCUGGUUAUGAUGCAGAGGCAAAGAAAUUCAAUGCUGAUGUUCAUAGGUCACACAUUUUCGGUCUUCACGUUGCCGACUACAUGCGCAACUUAGAGCAGGAUGACGAUGAUGCCUUCAAGAGACAGUUCGGCAAAUACAUUAAGAAUGGUGUUAAUGCUGAUGCGAUUGAGACCAUCUACCAGAAAGCACAUGAAGCCAUCCGCGCCGACCCAUCACACAAAAAGAAGGAAAGCAAGAAAGACCCGGCUAAACAGAAACGCUGGAACAAACGCAAGCUCACCGUGGCCGAGAGGAAGAACAGAAUCAAGCAGAAGAAGGAUUCCUUCAUCAAGCGUCUGCAGAACCAGGCAGAAGCUUAGUGGCAUGUAAAAGUAUAUCAAUAAAUGCCAUUGGAGUCGA